AUGGAAACACCUCCCGGCCGAGAGUUUGGCGGGCCAGCGGCAACGCGGAAAGAACCACGCGCUUUGGGCCCCGCCUGCCGCCCAAGCGGUGCCAAGCUCUGGGGAACAAUGAUGAAUGCGGAGCCCGCCCCUGAACGCGCCCCGCCCCUCAGCCGGAUUAGGGAACCGUUCGGAGCAGCUUUUUCAUAUUAUGCACCCAGGCCUUCUCCCAAUGGAGGGACAUCUUCCCGAAGGGCACGCGGGGGCGCGUGUGCGUUAGCCGGCGGGGCGUUUUCGGGGAGAACAAAGACCAACCGGACGCCGGUUAACGGCCCCAGCGGCCUCGGCCUGCGCCCUCACCUUCACCUUCGACACUACCGUGGGUUCGUCCGCCUCAGCAGGAGGCGCCCGGUCUCCUCCCACCGGAACACAGCGGUCGGCCAAAGCCCCAGAUCUGCGCAGUCCCACGGCCCAAAGGGACCAAGCUUUCAGCCCCGCCCUCUCGCCCUCGAGAGCUGUUCACAGCCAUCACUUCUGCCUGAGAUCAUGGAGAAAUCUAGAAAGGGAAAGAAUGAUGUCUACUGCGCACCAGGAGAAAGUACCAUUUACCUAUCCCCUGUCAUCAUCCUAGAGCUUCUGAUGCAAGAGAUAUUCAGCAAAAAUUUACGGAUAGUGACGGUGAGAACAUCUUUUAACAGCUACAGCGCAGUAAUCCUAUGCUCCUCCAUUUCUUGGGUGUGAUGACACAUGUCCUUCUGUAGUCUCAGCACUUGGGAGGCCGAGGCAGGAGGAUCACCAUGCGUUUGAGGCCAACCUGUACCCUACAUGGUCUAAUUGAUCAUUCUGCAUGACUAGGGUGGCUACUUGUUCUUGAAAGACUGCAGUUUCAACUGGAUUUCAUAUGCCCUCAAGCU
Messenger RNA from Chinchilla lanigera (long-tailed chinchilla), 893 nucleotides. RefSeq lists its product as uncharacterized. Bases 1 to 720 code for a protein of 239 amino acids. NCBI's taxonomy places the organism in Eukaryota, Metazoa, Chordata, Mammalia, Rodentia, Chinchillidae. The record is from RefSeq and is a predicted model, not a curated record. The transcript is spliced from 7 exons.